This is a messenger RNA of Paramecium pentaurelia, 2034 nucleotides long. The record is from the annotation of a GenBank genome assembly. NCBI's taxonomy places the organism in Eukaryota, Ciliophora, Oligohymenophorea, Peniculida, Parameciidae.
AUGUAAGAAGCUUAUGUGCUCCAUGAUCAGUAUAGGAAUCAAUCAAUGUAAAAUUACAUCAGUGGAACAUCUCGUCCUCUUUAUUUCAAGCGACCACUUGUACCAACAAUGACAGACACUCCUUUAAAAUUGAGUCAACCUCCAGUAUAAUAGAUAAAGGAAUAAGUUCUUCCUGCCAAAGUGACAAUAGAAAGAGUAGAUUAAAAAUUAAAUAGUAUAGGUUAAGGAUGUUGAGAUUUAAACAGAUUAUAGAGAUGCCGAAGCUUAAACUGACCCUUAUACACCUGCUCAUGAUCAAAACGAUGAUUAAACAAUAGAAAUUUUGGCUUUAUAACAUUUAAAAUGGGAUAAAGGUUUGCCUGCUUCAAUAGAGGAAUUAGAGUCAAUUGAAUGGAAUAGAGAAAAAGUAUGGUUUGAAAAUUCGUUACCUCCUAUCUCAGAUGAAGCAUCAUUUAAACUAAGGAGAGCUUUAAUGAAAUCUUAGGAAGAGAGGGAAUGGAAGAAGAAAGAGACAGACAUUAAAAUGUAUAUAGCUAUCUUUAUGGUAUUUUAGUACUUAAAAUGAAAGAUUAUAUUUGCUUUAAGAAGCAUUAAAAGAGAGGGAAAAGGAUGUAGAAGAGAAAAAUGCUUAGAGAAUUGAAAGCAUAAAGAUUAAGAAGACAGAAUUAAAGAAUAGAAUGGUUGCAAAGAUAUAGAAGAGAAAAAUAAAGAUAUUAAGAAAGAUGCAAAAGAGUAGAAAGGAGAUAGAUAAUGAGGAUAAGGGUAGAGAGAUUAUUGAAGAUUAUGCUAAUUUUGCUUCUAAAGUAUAUGCAGGGAUUACUAGAGAAGGAUUGAGUUUAGAUAAGAUUGCAAGCAAAUAUGAAGUUUAACCUGUUGCUCUGAAUACUUAUAAGGGUUUAACUGAAUUAUCCACCACAAUAAAGCCAUCAAUUUUAGAAACUACUGUAAAUGUGGCUUAAUUUAUAAAAACUAUAGAGAAAGAUUAUACUAGAUUGGAAAUAUAACAUAAAAUAGAAGUAAACAAAGCAAGAAAUUAAAUAUUUGGAACAAAUAAGCAAGAUUAAUCUAAUGAAAAUUAAGCAGAUCAUAUAGGAAAUAAGAAUAUUAUAAUAAGACCAGCUACACCCACAUAUAACUAAGAAUUUGAGAAUGGAGAUAUAAAGAGAUAAGAGAUGAAGUUUGAAAAUUAUGAAUAAUUUAAAGAGGAAGCAACUAAAAGAUAGGGAGAGGAUAAAAGAAAUUCAGCUGUAGUCUUACUAUAAAGACUAUUUAGAGGAAGAGCAAUGUAAAAUAUCAUGUAUGAAGGAAAAGAGAAGGUAUUGGAUUAUGAAAUUAAAAAUAGAGAACUGCUUUAAUUGAAGAGCUCUUAACUGUAGCAAAAAUUCCAGAUUUACCAGAGGCUGAAUAAGAAGAAAUUUUAAUGCAAUAACAUGAGGAAAAAGUGAAGAAUGCAGCAUUAGAAGCUAUUCAAGGGGAAGUGAUAGCUGAGACUUUAGAUAUGCUUAGCAAAGAAUUACUAAGAAUAAAAUAAGAGAAGAAAAUAGCAUAGAUGAUGAAAUCAGCAGAGGAAGAUAGGAGAUUAAGAGAAAUUUAAGAGGCAGGAACAAGAUAAGCUGAAUAAAUUCUUAGAGAUAGAGAGGAUGUUCAAUAUAAUCAAAUUAUGAGAGUACAUUAAGGAACAGUAGAUACUUAUUUACAUUGGAUAUUCAAGAAUACUAUAGAGCAAGGUAUAGAAUUCGAGGAUGUGAAUAGCUGCCACAAGAUAGGCUACAAUAAUGACAAAUUUAAGGAAAUAAAAGAUGAAUGCACCAGUUGAACAUUUUGAAAGAAAGUAUAAUAGUGAUGAAACUAUCAUUAAAGACCUGGUAUAAUAAUUCUUAAUACCGAACGUAUAGAGGUCUAAGUUAUAAAAAUAAAGUAUUUUAUUAAAAAUAUAAUAAAGUAUAAAUUGAAGAGAGAAGAUUUAAUGAGGCUGCUAAAAAAUCUAUUUAAGCAACUUUAUCUUCAGCUGCAUAAGAACUUAAUCAAAGAUGA